UUGACAGUUUGCGUUUCAAAUGAGUAGAAAAUUAUAAAAUCAUAAAAAAGCGGAUCUGUUGAGAAAAAAUAUUGUAACAAUUGAUUCUAACAGCUGAUACAACACAUUUACCAGUUGUACAUUGAUGUUCGUGUUCGGUCAAAAUAUUCAAAUUAAGCUGGUGUAGUGAAAUACUGUUUUCUCGGUAUCGCCCUGAACACAACGGAAAUGCAGAAACCGUGAUUACAUUCGUUGUUUUUGCGGGAAAACAAGGUUAAUCAAAUACCGGAUAAAACCAGCGUCUUAGAUGAAAAAAAUGAGUUCCGAAGGUGAUGUCGGCGGAGAUGUGGCGACGAGGGAUAGAGAGGAAAGGGACAGCUCGGGCGAAAGGAUAUCAUCCGAUGUGUACGGACGGGAAUCGCAACUCAUGGUGCACAUGCUGCCUGAAAAAGUCAAAAAACGGCUCAGGGCCUUGAAGACGUUGCAGGCCAAGACGGCUGAACUGGAAGCGAAAUUCUUCCAGGAGGUGCAUGCCAUGGAAUGCCGGUACAGCCGUGAGUACAAAGCUUUGAAUAACAAAAGGAACGAGAUUGUUGUCGGCGCGUACGAGCCGUCCGAAGAAGAGUUGUACCCGGAGGACCCGGUACCCGAAAUCACGGGUGAACUCGCCGAGAAGCUCUCGAGCGAGAUCAAAGCCGACGGCCCCGGCAUUCCCGAUUUCUGGUUGACUAUAUUCAAAAAUGUGGCGAUGCUCAACGAGAUGGUCCAACCGCACGACGAGCCCAUUCUCAAACACUUACACGACGUGAAAGUCGACCUCGUCGAGAACCCGAUGAGCUUCAAAUUGGAGUUCUACUUCACCCCGAAUGAGUUUUUCUCCAACAAAGUCCUCACCAAAGAGUACGAAUUGAAGUGCAAACCAGAGGAAGACGACCCUUUCAGUUUCGAAGGCCCCGAGAUUUACAAGUGCAGAGGGUGCCAGAUCGACUGGUACAACGGGAAAGACGUGACUGUGAAGACUGUGAAGAAGAGACAGAAACACCACUCGCGGGCGGCCGUGAGAACCAUCUCCAAGCAAGUCCAGGCCGAGUCGUUCUUCAACUUUUUCAACCCGCCCCAGAUACCGGACGAUCCAAACGCCGAGAUGGAAGAAGAAGCCCAGGCGUUGAUUUCGGCGGAUUUUGAAUUAGGGCACUACAUCAGGGAAAGGAUUGUCCCGCACGCAGUCCUCUACUUCACAGGAGAGGCCUUGGAGGACGAAGACUACGAAUCGACCGAUUCGGAAGAAUCCUCCUCUCGCUCCACCAGCUCUGAGUCUUCUUCUUCAGUGAGCCCUGCCAGGGACUCUGAAGGAGAAAAAGAAUAAAUUUUCAGGUGUGCUCGAGGAUGGCCAUUUCCUUCCAACCCCCAACCCCCAUAUAAAAGCAAAGAGGUUUAUUCUUAUUGAUACAUAUCUUUUCUGAGUUAUUUCAAUGUGUUUAUUAAAAUAAAUUUCUGUGUGCGUCUUUCUUCCAA
Molecule: messenger RNA, 1494 nt
Organism: Cimex lectularius (bed bug)
Lineage: Eukaryota; Metazoa; Arthropoda; Insecta; Hemiptera; Cimicidae
Product: nucleosome assembly protein 1-like 1-A
Exons: 3
Coding region: 287-1345 (352 amino acids)
Biological process (GO): nucleosome assembly
Cellular component (GO): nucleus; chromatin
Molecular function (GO): histone binding; chromatin binding
Source: RefSeq, a predicted model, not a curated record